Parastagonospora nodorum SN15 is the source of this 927-nucleotide messenger RNA. RefSeq lists its product as hypothetical. Lineage: Eukaryota; Fungi; Ascomycota; Dothideomycetes; Pleosporales; Phaeosphaeriaceae. The record is from RefSeq and is a predicted model, not a curated record. The transcript is spliced from 4 exons. The coding region runs from base 1 to 927 and encodes 308 amino acids.
AUGGCGCCAUACAUCAAUGACACCGUGGAGCAGACUUAUGGCGACUGGCGCGAUGAGUUCUAUGAGAAGGGCUACAUUGUGUUGAAAGGUGCGGUACCACAGGAAAACGCGCUCAAUUAUCGUAACAAGAUGAUGAGCUGGCUCGAAUCGUUCGAUAACGAUUUCGAUAUCAAAAAGCCAGAAACGUGGACGAAGGAGAACCUACCUCAAAGUUUCAAGAAUGGGAUGUAUCUGAACUACUGUGCUGCUCAUGAGAAGUACGUUUGGGAAGCAAGGCAAGAACCAGGCGUCCUGUCUGCCUUCGAGAAGCUAUGGGGUACCAACGAGCUUCUCGUUUCUUUCGAUACCAUCAAUUUGACUCUGCCAAAUGCUGGUAGUAUGGGAGGCUCAAAACCAUGGCCUCAUGUAGAUCAAGCUCCAGAGAGAAAGGGUCUGAGUUGUGUGCAAGGCAUCAUCAACCUAUCCGAAGCCGGACCUGAUGAUGGCGGUCUCGUGGUCAUGGAAGGCAGCGCGAAGCUUUUCGACAAAUUUUUCCAAGAGCAUCCUCCGGACCGGACAAAAGGGCCAUUGGCUGCGCUUCAUUACGAUUUCUAUCCCUUCCAGCCCUCCGAUGUGAAGUGGUAUGAGCAGCAAGGAUGCAAAUUGGUGAAGGUGUGCGCAGAGCCAGGCGACCUGAUACUCUGGGACUCGAGGCAAAUGCAUUACGCAGUUUAUCCAACCACUGACACAAUCCGAACGAUCAUCUACGCGUGUUACACUCCUGCAAAUUUGGCUUCCCCCGAAGAUUUGCAAAAGAAGAAAGAGAUUUUUGAAUCUGGAAAAGCUAUGAUUGACGGAAAAGUCGAUCCCAUGGAACGGACAGAGCCGUUGGAGAAGCCUGAGAUGACCGAUAAAUUGCUCAAACUAGCCGGUGUCAAGGCAUAUUGA